AUGCGACAUGAUACAAUUCAAGCAAGAUGGAAGGCACAACUGCGGCAGCAUAACAGUGUUUUUCAAGGAGAAGCGAUAGCAAUUGCCCAAGCAGUUAACUAUUUGCUCUCCUCUAACAUCCAUAAUGCCACCAUCAAAACCGACAGUUUGUCGUCGUUGCAUGCCAUCAUGAACCCCAACCAUGUCAGUAAAAUAAUACAGGGCAUUCAAGCAAAUCUGCGCCAAUGCAACCUGCACAUCAAGCUUGAAUGGAUCAAAGCACAUGCGGGUCAUCUCGGAAACGAGAUGGCGGACCAACUUGCCAAAGAAGCGGCGUUAGGCCCGACAGAUUUGCAGUUCAAUAUCCCAUGGCCGGUCACAUUUCUAAAGAAGUCACUACGACUUAAAGCCAUUGGCAAGUGGCAACAAGAAUGGGAUGACAGUACCACUGGAAGACGUGUCCACUACCACAUCAGCUAUGUGGACACAGAACGGAACAUUGCCAAUUCACAGCUGGUUAGGUACAUUUCGGGACAUGGACCUUUUCCUGUAUACUUCUACCGAUUUGGCAUCUGUUCCUCAGAUCAAUGUACGUGUGGACACACAGGCUCCCCGGAGCACUACCUAACUUCUUGUCCACUCACAGAGGGACAACAUGUUCCUAUACCAACGACUAACAGACAGUCAUUUUGUAAAUUCCUUAUUAAGCAGCGCCACUUAAUCCAAAAAUCCAUUGGACGUAUGAUGGAUAAGCUGGACAGACCUAAACACAGAUGCUUAUGCAGCACGCAGCAGUCCGCGCAAGCAAGCACAUAG
Molecule: messenger RNA, 795 nt
Organism: Stegodyphus dumicola
Lineage: Eukaryota; Metazoa; Arthropoda; Arachnida; Araneae; Eresidae
Source: RefSeq, a predicted model, not a curated record